CGCGAUUCCCUUCGUCACCCACCGCCACCGCCGGCCUCGCACCUCGCGCCUCCCCAAAUCCGGCGACCUCCUCUCCCGCCGCAGCCCCCUCCCCUCCCCCUCCUUCCUCCUCCUUCUCCGCUGCUGGAAGGAGAGGGAGAUCCAGCAGAGCGCCGUUCAUGGCGGCGGCCAGAUCCGCCAUGGACGCAGCAACUUGCACCUCCUCGCCGGGACAGGGCAACGUGAGGAGAUGCGGAUGCCAUGGUCAAGGGUCCCGCGACAAGCAGCAGCAGGUCACCGGGCGUCGUCUCGGGUUUCGGGCGUCGGCUCCAACUCCGGUGGCCACCUCAGCAGCAGAGGAGAGGUACGGGGACGAGUUGGGUGGGGAAGCACCAUCACCAUGGACGGCUUCAUCCCCUACAGGCUACAGGACCAGCAGCAGCCAUGGAUGGAGAGGCCAACCACGCCCAGCAGCAGCAGCAGAUCAAGGUCAAGGAGGUUGGCGUUGUAGAACCUGAAACUGAACCUCCCGGAAGUUCUCUCUCUCUUUUUCUGAUUGAUGCAUGUGUGGGUUCCUUCUCAACCCAUGGCAGGUGCCCUCCAGCUCCAUGGACGACACCGAUGGGCGGGACAUUCCCCCACGCCGACGACGACAUCAUCGAGUCCAACCUCAACCUCGACACACGUCCAACCCUACCAUGACGACGCCUCGAACAACCUGCAUGAGUUGAAGCUAUUUAUUAUUGUGUACUUUGAGCUUUAGAACUGUGCAAGUUGUCCCUUUUUCUUUAUAAAUAACUUGAUGACGAAAAUUAUUAUUUUUCGAGGGAAACAAAAGUGCUUGUUAUUUUGUCA
Messenger RNA from Aegilops tauschii subsp. strangulata, 834 nucleotides. RefSeq lists its product as uncharacterized. The record is from RefSeq and is a predicted model, not a curated record. Lineage: Eukaryota; Viridiplantae; Streptophyta; Magnoliopsida; Poales; Poaceae.